CCCAACCACGGACCAACGCUGGGGUACAGCCUAUUGCUUAGGAUCUAAUCAUCGUAAGGCCGCCCGAUGUGAUCAUGCUGACGGUCCCGGAUCGAAGAUGAGGUCAUGGCGGUGUUCCACGGUGGUCAAGUCAUCCACGCUAUACUCAGAUCGACGGGAGUCAAGAGGAAACAAGCCUGGGCAAGCUGUGCACUAGUUUCCUAUGAAGUCAUGUUAUCCAAAAAGCCGAGCGUUGUCGAUCUUAUUCUCUUGUGGACAGCACAUCGUGGCUCAGUCUUCCUGGGUCUUGUUGCGGAGGUCCUCCGUACUCCACGUUUGGUAAGAAAUAGGUCUCAAACUUAGAUGAUACUUGCCGUGAAUCCUUUCAAUGGUCUUCAGGGCUUCGGGACGACUGCCAGAACUGAUUGACUUCCGAAGACACUGUCAAUUG
Messenger RNA from Aspergillus vadensis CBS 113365, 430 nucleotides. RefSeq lists its product as uncharacterized. The record is from RefSeq and is a predicted model, not a curated record. The transcript has a single exon. Lineage: Eukaryota; Fungi; Ascomycota; Eurotiomycetes; Eurotiales; Aspergillaceae. Bases 106 to 342 code for a protein of 78 amino acids.